GCCUUACACACUAAGAAAGAGGCUGGAGUUAGAUUUUGGUUAUAUCAGAAGGAAUACUUGAGCAAAGGACCUGUUGAACAUACAUAGCCUAGCUCACAUUUGGAAGUUCUUGGUAGAGAAGUGCUCACCAAGAGCAAAAGCAAUGGGAAUCAGCAUAGCUUUUUAAAUAAAAGCAUUCCAGAAACUGCCUUUGAGCAAAUUGCUCUAGCUUAUGAAGUCCAGGAAUGCUGUGAGGCCCACAGGACUUCCCUGGACCAGCCAGCUUCCUACUGGAGGCAGGGCACUGAGAAGAGUGUGAGCAAAUGUGCCCAUCUGUCCUCUAGGAGCUAAGGGCCAACUGAGCCAACAGUGCUCUGACUAAUUACAGUAGCACCUUCCCUUCCUUUGGGGGGAUGGGUGGGGAAGAAGAUGUAGACAGGCACAGCAUAACUUCCAUUUCUUAUGGGGGAAUAGUAGAAGAUGAAUUAUACAGAUUAAUAUGUUGAUGCACCUAGUUAAUUUAUUCUGUAGUAGUUGCUUGAGAGAAAAUUCAAUUCUAUUUUCCAUUAUUGUUUUUCUCCUUCAAGAGUGUUGGAGAUAGAGAAGUAGAAAGAUAUUGGGUUGAAGGAAAAGAAUAUCUCUGUUUUAACUUUCCUUUGAUUUGUCCCAAUUCUAGGAGAAGACUCUCAAUACUGUCAGGACAGUCUCACCAGGCCAGCCAUAGGUUAUAGCAAUAGUAACGCAGAUAUACUAUCUGAAUAGCUCUGUGCACUUCUUAGAAUAAAACUUGGGAAAAUCAGGUGCAUAAAUGGAUUAGGCAAUUCUGGAAUAUCUUGUCAAGAAGAAAAUCCUUGCUGUUAUUUUUUCUAAUGAAUUUAAGCAACAAACCUCAAAACAUCUUUUGCAUCUGAAGGGGUCCAUAGUCUAUAAUGUGACAGCAAGAGCUUCAUGUGGUGACUGUGAGAGUUUGGAGGGAUGAGGAGGUGGAUACUGGUGCUCAGCAAGGUGAAUAUCUUGGCCACAGACUUACUUGCUUCCAUUCCAGCAGCGUCAGCCAUGCAAACAGCACAGAUCUCAAGCACAAAUCAGCAUCCUUUGUAAAGUACGUUUGUUUAAUGUGCACUUGGAGUUAGAAAUUUAUUUCUGCUUCACUUAGACUUACAUUCCCUUGAUUUUCUUACCUAAUUUUGAUAGAUGUGUAAAAAAAAGUGCCUUGGUUAGCUUCUAAGAACCUUCUGUCUGGGACUCUUGCCCUUCUUUCCCAGGAGGAAGCUCAUUAGAGCAGUUUCUUUAGAAAAAUACCAUCUUAUCAGCAGGGACUGUCUCAUAAUUUCACUUAACCCUUGCUCAGCUAUCUACCUUGGGAAACACAAUCCAUCUUUGUGACUUUAUGGCCCACCUUAUCUGCCUGAACUGAGGGAGAGAUAACCUUGUGAGCAUGCUUCUGAGAUCUGUGCCCGUAGUUAACAACAUCUUGCAGUGGGGAUUCUGUACUGUGCUGUGUCUGCAUGCCCUCUCUGUCAGAGCCUCCCUGUCCAUGUCUGUUCGUCCUCCCAGACUAACGCACCUCUGCAGAGCCUCUCCCUCCCAUCUCUGCUCCUGAUCCGCUGUCUGGGCAAAUGGCUAUAGCAGCUCAUCACCUCCCUUCAAACCUACAUCGAGCCUUCAUGAAGUUACUUCUUAUCUGAUUGCAUGCAAUCACAUGAGCACAGACAGCCUGGCUACCGACUCCAGCCCUGCAAACAAGCCUUGGUUGGUGUGUCUUGACGACAGGUUUGGCUUAGCUCAUCAAAUCCGCAGCAAGCAGUGCCGCCUCUACUCUUUAGGGCUGGGAAGUGACGAUACCCGUUUUGAGGUGAGCAUGGCCAAUGACGGAUGCGAAGUGCACCGUUUUGACCCUACUGUCAAAUCAGCUCACGUUCUGGAGAGUCAGCGCCUGUGGUAUCACCGCCUCUCCAUCGACUGGCGUGAUCCUCAUCCUGCUCUUGCCGCCCAAAAACCGUACAGCAACACCAGAAAACUGGGAAGUAUUUUGAAUGAAUUUGGGCAUCACAAGAUUGAUGUUCUCAAGGCAGAUCUGGAAAGUGCAGAAUGGAAAGUUUUGGAAAAUCUUAUUCUGGAAGAUGUCCUUGAACAGAUUGGACAGCUUGUCUUUGAGAUUCAUCUCCACUGGCCUGGGUUUGAGGUCAGCGGCAGUGACAGCAGCGUUGUGAGGUUCUGGUACAGCCUUCUCAAAGAGCUAGAACAGAAGGAUUUCAGGCUUUUUCACAGUUACAAAGAUUUAUCUAAACCUCAGCUAUUCCUGAAGAAAGAUCUUUUCAAUGCUAGUAGCUGUUACACUUUGAGUUGGGUGAAUACAAGGUGGAAAUAGGGUUUAGGACUUCAUCAGAAACACAAGGAAGGAUUUUGCAGAAUGGAACAAGUCUACCACGCUGGUCCUAUGUUUGCUGUCCAGCCUCUCACCUGCCUGUUGUUAUGGACUUGAGAUGGGGAUUGUGAUUGCUUCUGUAGAUGUGUUCCCUGGCACUGGACAGGGGUAGUCAAUACUUGUUGAAGGGACUAACUCCGUCAUUCCCAUCUGCCCAAACUCAGCCUCUUUCUCUUUUUGCCUUUGACAGAAUGGUGAUGUUUGUUCCCCUUCACUUGUAUUUGGAAGCUAAUUCCUCAGUUCAUUACCAAUUUCUCUCCAACUCAUUAUGUAACUAGAGUCCAUGAACUUACAAACAUUAUGCAAAUUUGCCAUUUUACUAAGUUGAUAUUCUUAAAUUCAUUGUCCACCUUUUAAAAUUGGAUCUUUCAUCUGACUUCUGUCAUCUCUUUCAAGGUUUUGCUUGUCUACAUAGUCAAUAGCAUUCUUUAUAGCCUUGUGGAUAUCAAAAUUCCUUCUCAGCCUUUGCUGAGGCCAUGCUGUGGCUUUGUAAGAAUCACUGAUUCUAGUUUCUGGGAAUUCAGACACACCAAAUUCUGACCCUGAGUUUUUUUUGUUUUUUUUUUAAACAAGACUAUCAACAGCUUCAAUUCAACAUUCUUUUCAUAUUCAGCCUUAAUGCUCCUUUAUUACUUAAUAACCUAAGUCUCCUCUGCCCCUUGUGCUUUAAAAGAUGAUUUCCCUGCCAGACUUGCUUAUGCUGUCACAUCUUUGUUUUUUAAUACACGAUCUCAAACUUUAAGUACAUUUCUCUUUACUGCCAGCUGACAUCAUUUAUGACUGUGGCUGAAAAUCAGUCUCUUGCCCAGUGUUGCAGUGGUUCCAAUUCUUUUUGUAUAUUUUUUUUAAAAUGAAGAAGAUUAAGUAGGUUCUCAAUGGUUCAAAUGAUUUGUUCUUUUCUUUUUGGUGCUGAGGAUGAAACUCAGGACCUCGUGCUUGCCAGGCAGGUAUGGUGCCACUGAGCAACAUCCCCAGCUGGGUUCAAAUGAUUUUUGUCAUUGCUAUUUACGGGAAUAGGCUCUCCUAUGCCUGCUUUUCCAAAAUAUUCUAUUUUGAAUAAAUUAAUGAAAUAGCAUAAAAUAAGAGAAAUUAAUUAAGUAUAUUUCUGGCAUUUUUGCAUCCUGAAAGUGUGAAACUAUGUAUGUUGUUCAAACAAUUUUGGAGGAAAUAGAAUACUGGGCAUGCUUUAUCCUGUCUCCCAUUCUUUUUUUUUUUUUUUUAACUUGCUUCUACCCUUAGACAUUCCCUGUUAUUUUUCUUGCAAUGGUUUAAAAAAAUAACUAUUCUUCAAGUGAGAAACCCAUAUAUAUUACAAUAGAAUGAUCUCAUUAACUGAAGUUCAAAAGAGAACAGAAUUUCUGAAUUAGUUGUGAAUUUUUUUAAAAAUGAGAUUUUGAUUUUGAAAAUCAUAAAAUCAUAAAGCACACAUUAGAGGUGUUGUAGCUUGAAUAAGUGUGACUUGAAACGGCAGCUCAGUCCCUUCAGUGAACAUCAGGUAGUGGUGCUGUAUGAGGGCCUGCGUCCUACAGCAGCCAUGCACAGCCCUCUCUGUCGACACAUGAGCCAAGUAACCCAGUAUUGCCCCAUCACCUGAGCAUUCAGGUUCAAUUGCAGUGUUGGCACUUAAUGAUAAGUAAGUGGGACUUUGGCUGCAGUUUGGGCACUUGAUCUCCAAAAGGUUCGUCAUCACUGACAGGCAUUUUAAAUGAGCAGAAGCAUCCACGAAAGCUCUGGCAUGGUUUGUACUAUCAGUUUGUAUGAUGUGAUCUCCAAAGCAAAGCUAACUUUAGUCCAGUUCUGUUGGGAUUAUUUCACAGAUUUUUUUCAUUAAAAUUUUAUACACUGAAAUGUAUAUAGUAAAUGGUUUUAUUCACUGGCAUGUGGAGCACCCUAGUCUUAAGUGUCUAAUUUGUUCAACUUUUAGAUGUGUCUAUACUUGUAUCAAGAUUUUUAAUUCACAGAAUGGGAGACUUGUGGCAUUACUGGAAACUUCCAUGGGUAAAGCAAAUUAACUAACCCAGAACAGUGAUACAGAACAUUAACUUCAUCACACUAUAUAUAUCUGAAGCAAGAAUGGAUGUACUGUUAAAAAGAAUCAAACACGCCCACCCAUAUCCACCUACUAGGCAGAAUGUUCAGUCGUUAACCAUUUUUGUGAAUGUUUAUUCUCUUCGUGGGCAGUACGAAAUUUAGGAUGAUAAUCUAAUGGUUACUAGGGUUUCCCUGCCUCUAGAAUCGAUUGUGCUUAUCAUGGAGGCCACAGUUUCUUAACCUCAGCGCUAUUGCCAACUGGGACUAGACCAUCCUUUGACGGGGUGGGAGGAAUGCCCUCCCAUAUUGUAGAUGUGUAUUGUGAGUUGUUUAGCAGCAUCACUGACCUCUACCCACUAGAAGGCAGGAGCAACAGUUACACCCCUCAAGUUGGGACUAACAGAUGCCUGCAGACAGUGGCGUAUGUCCCCUGGAGCACAAACUAUCUACCAUGGAGAGGUAGUGAUGUGGGCCAUGAGAAGCGGGCAGGCUACUGCAGUGCUAAUGUUUGCUGGUAAAGAACUGGCAAAUACAAGAUCCUCUAUGGGGGAAUAGAUAAAGUAAUAACCAUCACCCCCAGAACCCCCACAAAAUGAGCACAAAUGGAAUACAACAAAACAGCAAAAACAGGAUUUACUAUUUAUGCCAAGCACUUUGCAUAGAUUAUUCCUAGUUCAAUUCAGCAGAAGUGCAAUGUUUCCAAUUGUAUGGGUAGAGAAAGUCUGCGUGGUUACACAGUUUAUGCAGAAUAUCCAGCUAGGAGCUGGUGAAAUAGGAAUCUAUGUUCAUUCUCAAUCUGUCAGAUCCCACAAAGACUGUGCUGUGUCUCCAACACCACACAGCCCCAUAAUCGUUACCAAGCAUAAUAUGCUGCAUCAGAAGGUCACGUUAUUAGCCUUCUUAUUAGUAAAAGGGGGAAAAAACUACCUUGGAAAAAAUGAACAGACUGAAGAUCGCUUUACAUUUGCAUCAGGGCAGAACAAAAAUAAAUUCAUGAAUACAUAGCAUUGAACCCUGUAAGCAUUUUUACUUUAUCAGAUCUUUUAGUAAAUACUGUCCAAGAUUUGAAUUUCUUAAUUAUUAAAUGUUGGAAUUUACAAAGUUUGGAUUAAACCAGUAAGCCAGGCUCACUACAUUUUGGUCAGUUUAUAAAUGAAGGCCUCAUUUAAACAGGUUUUUCUACGUCAUAAUACAACGACAUCCAAAAUAUCUUUCUUUGACUUGCAUUAAAAGAGGUAUUUGAGAUUCAGUUCUAUGAGCUCAUAACCCCAAAAGGUUCCAUCUUUUUUAAACUGCCUAAAUUUAAAGACUGUAUUUUUUGAAUAAUUUUAUCAUAUCUCUCUCCUUAAAAAUUAGGUCACUCAGGGUUAAUGUCAUCACCCUUUAUGAUUAGAACUAUAUGGAAAAAAUCCUAGUCCUCAAGGCAUAUAAAUGAAUGCUAUCUAAAACCAGCAGCUUCCUAUUCUCAUGUACAACUCUAGUGAUUUGACUUUGUACUGUAAGAUUGAAAUAAGGGAUUAUUUUGGGGAGAGUGUAUCCAACUUUGAAUUCUAAUCUGGAUUAUUUCAGCAGAGAAGCCCAAGGCACACAGGAAUGAUAGCCAAAUAAUAUAUAGCACUAAAAGUGAUCUGUUGCAAAAUGUGAUGAUUAGUUAAUGCAAAUGAACUGUGUACUUGAAAUUUGCUGAAAGUAUAUUUUAAAUGCUCUUACCCCCUACAAAGGCUAGGUAUGUGAAAUAAUGGAUGUUAGCUUGAUUUAAUCAUCCCACAUACUUACAUAUACAAUGAGAUAGCCUUGUGAUAAGAAUGUGUAAGUAUUACUUGUAAAUUUAAAAAAGUAUAUCCCAUGAAAUACUCUGGACAUAUUUUUAUACAAAACAAAACAGGACUGGGGAUUCAGCUUGG
Messenger RNA from Fukomys damarensis (Damara mole-rat), 6342 nucleotides. It is a transcript of the gene Mettl24, whose product is annotated as methyltransferase like 24. The transcript has 4 exons. NCBI's taxonomy places the organism in Eukaryota, Metazoa, Chordata, Mammalia, Rodentia, Bathyergidae. The record is from RefSeq and is a predicted model, not a curated record. The coding region runs from base 1682 to 2350 and encodes 222 amino acids. Gene Ontology annotation, molecular function: oxidoreductase activity.